UGUUCGCUGCAGUGCCGUGUUGUGUUCAAACAAAGCCUCCAAGGAAAAUCAAAUAUGCAGCCCUCAACCAUCAUUGUUCUGGCUUGUCUCGUAGCAGUCGUCGCAGCGAGCGUGCACUACGAACAUUACCCCGAAGAGAUGAAUGUCCAAAACGUCCACGAGUCGCUGGGUGACACGCCAGUGCACGAGAGGAGUGCGAGAACGAAGAGGGGUCUGCUACUUCUUAAGAAGAAGCUUAUCCUUGGGGCUUUAGGUUUGAAAGCUGUGAAGGUUGGAGCCGUCGGCGCAGGAGUUGUCGGCGCGCUCGCGCUCAAAAAACAGUCAGUGAAACCUCGUGUGACAAUUCAUACUGACCUCCGUCACGCGCCUAAAUACGUCGAAGUUCACAGCUGGUCCGGUUAAGUUAUUCGAGAUUUCUGUUAAAGCAUCACACAUGCCGUAAGAAAUCAAAGAAACUUGGUAAUAAUGUUAAGUAAUUUUAAGCGUUAAAGCUAAUGCCAAUGCGUAUUUUUAACAUUGUUGUAGAAGUCGGUUUGAUACGUGAGCGAUAAGUGUCUAGAUCGUAAAAUAUCGUAAUGAUUAUUCUCCCAAUUGCCAUACACGUAAAUAAUAAAUUGAUCAACCUCGAUGACAAACAAAGGCAGUAAAAUAUAAAGAUAUCUUGAACUUUUUUUAUUUCCUUUAUGUAACUGACUAUUGUUAUUGAUUCAUUGUGUACAUGUAAAAGCAGUUUAUUUACUUUUGUUUUGUUCAAUAUAUAUACUGGUCAUGAACAACUUAAAUAAUUAAAUAUAGUUUGAGAUUCUUUUCGCUGGUCCGAAUUUUGAUAUAAUAAUAAUUUUAAUUAGUAAAUAUAUUUUGGAAUUCGUAUAUAUGAAUUGUUUAUAAAUUAUUGUUUUAACGGUAAAUUUCAUCAAAUAGUGUGA
Molecule: messenger RNA, 926 nt
Organism: Nymphalis io (European peacock)
Lineage: Eukaryota; Metazoa; Arthropoda; Insecta; Lepidoptera; Nymphalidae
Exons: 5
Coding region: 55-402 (115 amino acids)
Source: RefSeq, a predicted model, not a curated record